This is a messenger RNA of Drosophila kikkawai, 6400 nucleotides long. It is a transcript of the gene didum, whose product is annotated as dilute class unconventional myosin. Gene Ontology annotation, biological process: vesicle transport along actin filament; actin filament organization. The record is from RefSeq and is a predicted model, not a curated record. Gene Ontology annotation, molecular function: actin filament binding; ATP binding; microfilament motor activity. NCBI's taxonomy places the organism in Eukaryota, Metazoa, Arthropoda, Insecta, Diptera, Drosophilidae. Gene Ontology annotation, cellular component: myosin complex; vesicle; actin cytoskeleton.
UCCGUCAGUCAGAAUAGAAACGUCAGAGACGAAAGUUUUGUUUGUUUUCGUUUUUUUUUUUUGGGUAAAUUUCAGGGUCCUGAAGUUCCCAAUGAAGUAGCUUACAUUCAAAAACUCUUAAAAUUUUUAAACACUUUUGGCUUUCAGUUAACAAAAAAUACAAAAAAUAAGGCAAUCAGAAUGGUCAUGUAGAGGACGCUGCAAUCGGGGUUAAGUCAACAAAAACAAGAGAGGCGAAACACACCGAAAGGGAAAACAAACAAAGUAACGGGAUUUAUGAGCCCAUCGCACUGACAGUUGACGCGAGGAGAAGAAGGAGCAGGAGAAGCUGAAACCGUCAGGCGAAGGAGGCGCAGCGGGAAAAAUGUCAAGCGAGGAGAUGCUAUACGCGCAGGGCGCGAAAAUAUGGAUAACGCACCCGGAACAUGUGUGGGAGAGCGCCACGUUGGAGGAGAGCUACCGCAAGGGUGCCGGCUUCUUGAAGAUCUGCACAGAGUCGGGCAGCUUGCGGGAGGUGAAGCUAAAACCCGAUGGCAGCGACCUGCCCCCACUGCGCAAUCCGGCCAUUCUGGUGGGUCAGAACGAUCUCACCACCCUGUCCUACCUGCAUGAGCCGGGGGUGUUGCACAAUCUGCGUGUCCGCUUCUGCGAGCGCCAGAUUAUCUACACCUACUGCGGCAUCAUUCUGGUGGCCAUCAAUCCCUAUGCCGAGAUGCCUCUGUACGGUCCAAGCAUUAUACGGGCAUAUCGCGGCCAUGCCAUGGGUGAUCUGGAGCCCCACAUCUUUGCCCUGGCCGAGGAGGCGUACACAAAGCUGGAGCGCGAGAAUUGUAAUCUAAGCAUCAUCGUUAGCGGCGAGUCUGGAGCAGGCAAGACGGUAUCUGCCAAGUAUGCAAUGCGUUACUUUGCCGCCGUCGGCGGUUCCGAGUCAGAGACUCAGGUCGAGCGCAAGGUGCUGGCAUCUUCGCCGAUCAUGGAGGCUUUUGGCAAUGCCAAGACAACGCGCAACGACAAUAGCUCCCGCUUUGGCAAGUUUACCAAGCUGCUGUUCCGCAAUCAGAUGGGCGUGAUGUACCUGCAGGGCGCAACCAUGCACACGUACCUGCUGGAGAAGUCGCGAGUGGUGUACCAGGCCCAGGGCGAGCGCAACUAUCACAUUUUCUAUCAGUUGUGUUCAGCGCGGGCCAAGUAUCCGGAAUUGGUGCUGGAUCACCAGGACAAGUUCCAGUUCCUGAACAUGGGCGGUGCUCCGGACAUUGAGAGGGUCUCCGAUGCGGAUCAAUUCAACGAGACUGUGCAGGCCAUGACAGUGCUGGGCUUUUCCAUACAGCAGAUAGCGGACAUCGUCAAGAUACUGGCUGGCAUACUGCAUUUGGGCAACAUCGAGGUGUCCAAGAAGUUCCACGAGGGCAGCGAAGAGGAGGACACCGACUCGUGCGAGAUAUUCCCCAACGACAUCCACCUGCAGAUCACCAGCGAUCUUCUUCGGGUGAACGCCGAGGAUCUGCGUCGGUGGCUUUUGAUGCGUAAGAUAGAGUCGGCCAAUGAAUAUGUACUGAUACCGAACAGCAUUGAGGCAGCCCAGGCGGCACGCGACGCUUUGGCCAAGCAUAUCUAUGCCAAACUGUUCCAAUAUAUUGUCGGUGUGCUGAACAAGAGCCUCAACAACGGUAGCAAGCAGUGCAGCUUCAUUGGCGUCCUCGAUAUCUACGGCUUCGAAACGUUCGAGGUGAACUCGUUUGAGCAGUUUUGCAUCAACUAUGCCAACGAGAAGCUGCAGCAGCAGUUCAAUCAGCAUGUCUUUAAGCUGGAGCAGGAGGAGUACCUCAAGGAGGGCAUCACCUGGACCAUGAUUGACUUUUAUGACAAUCAGCCGUGCAUAGAUCUCAUUGAGUCGCGGCUGGGCGUGCUAGAUCUACUCGACGAGGAGUGUAGAAUGCCCAGGGGCUCGGACGAGAGUUGGGCUGGCAAGCUCAUCGAAAAGUGCACUAAAUUUCCGCAUUUUGAGAAGCCGCGCUUUGGCAGCACCAGUUUCUUUAUCAAACAUUUCUCGGAUACGGUUGAGUAUGACGUGAACGGUUUCUUGGAGAAGAACCGUGACACUGUCUCCAAGGAGCUAACCCAAGUCUUGGUCGAGUCCAACAUGUCGCUGGUCAAGCAGGUCAUGUGCCUCGAGGAGAUUGACACUCUCAGCGUGGAUACGGCCAAAACCUCCACCUUGGGCGGUCGUGUGGUCAUCAGUGCUGGCCGGAAACAGCAAAUGAAUGAAACACGUCGACGAGUGGUGCCAUCGAAGCAGCAUCGAAAAUCUGUUGGCUCGCAGUUCCAGGAGAGUCUCGCCUCGCUGAUAUCCACAUUGCACGCCACAACGCCACAUUAUGUGCGCUGCAUCAAGCCAAAUGACGAGAAAGUGGCUUUCAAGUGGGAGACAUCAAAGAUCAUUCAGCAACUGAGGGCAUGCGGUGUCCUGGAGACAGUUCGCAUUUCGGCCGCUGGCUUCCCCUCGCGCUGGCUCUAUCUGGACUUUUAUAUGCGCUACCAGCUGCUGGCACAUCGCGCCAAUAUUGACAAGAACGACAUGAAGCAGUCGUGCCGCAACAUAGUGAUGAAGUGGAUCCAGGACGAGGAUAAGUACCGCUUUGGCAACACUCAGAUUUUCUUCCGUGCCGGCCAGGUGGCCUUCCUGGAACAGGUGCGUGCCAAUCUGCGCAAGAAGUACAUUACGGUAGUGCAGUCUGUGGUCCGUCGCUUUAUUUACCGCCGACGCUUCCUGCGCCUGCGCAAGGUGAUCAGUGGGAUUCAGAGGUGUGCCCGUGGCUUCAUGGCUCGCCAGCGGGUUCAGGAGAUGCGCGAGGCUCGGGCUGGAUUGAUAUUGUCGAAAUACGCUCGAGGUUGGCUGUGCCGCCGGCGAUAUUUACGCCUACGCCACUCUAUACUGGGCAUACAGACCCUGGCCCGGGGCAUGCUGGCCCGCAAGAAGUUCUAUGCCAUGCGGGAUAACUAUAGGGCGCUGCAGAUCCAGCGUUUCGUGCGCGGUGCUCUGGCUCGGCGUGCUUACCAGAAGCGAAGACGUGACAUUAUCAUUUGCCAGGCGGCCGUACGCCGGUUCUUGGCACGCCGCAAAUUCAAGCGGAUGAAGGCCGAGGCCAAGACCAUCUCGCAUAUCAGUGCCAAGUACAUGGGGCUGGAGAACAAGAUUAUAUCCAUGCAGCAGCGCAUUGAUGAGCUCAACCGCGACAACAGCAACCUGAAGCACAAGACCAGCGAGAUUAGCGUUUUAAAAAUGAAACUGGAGCUAAAGAAGACCCUCGAGGGCGAUCUGAAGAACCUAAAGGCGGCUUGCCAAGACAAGGACAAGCUAAUCGAAGCUCUCAAUAAGCAGCUGGAGGCAGAGCGCGAUGAAAAGAUGCAGCUACUCGAGGAAAACGGGCAUGCCCAGGAGGAUUGGGUCAACCAGAAGCAGUCUUGGUGCUCGGAGAAUGAGGAUUUGCGCCGCCAGAUCAGCGAGAUGAUCGAACUGGCCAAGAACGCUGAGGUAAGUCAGCGCACACAAGAGGACCGGAUGCUGGCUGAGGAUAACAAGGAGCUCAACGAGGCCUACCAGCGUGCCAUCAAGGACAAGGAGGUGAUUGAGAAUGAAAACUAUACCCUAAAAGAGGAACUGAGUCGCCUCACGGCUGGCAAUUACCGGCUGCAUGCGCGCACUGGCAGCAAUGCAUCCAGCCAGAACGAGGAGGAUGUGGGUUAUGCUUCGGCCAAGAAUACGCUGGACAUCAAUAGGCCACCGGAUCUAUUGAGCAAGAAUUAUGCCACCAGUGAUGUGACCACUUUGGUGAUGAAACUGCGCGCUGUUCUCGAGGAGGAGAAGCAAAAGAGCAAGUACCUGCAGGAGCAGUACCUCAAGCUGGCCAAUCGCUACAAGCCCAGCGAGGAUUCCUAUCGAGUCUACGAGCUUGAGGUAGAGAACGAGAAACUGCGCAGCGAGUACGAUCAGCUGCGAACGAGCAUCAAACACGGUGUUGAGAUCAACGAGCUCAAUGCCCAGCAUGCGGCUCUCCAAGCCGAGGUACUUAGGCGACGCGACGAGUGCAUCCAAUUGAAGGCGGUCCUGCUGGAGCAGAGCCAGGUUAUGAAGUCUAUCAAUCCGGAGAGCAAUGAUAUCCAUGUUUUGGGCGAGGCUUUGCAGGCCCAGAAGCUCAUUAAUCGCCAACUGGAGUCCGAACUGGAGGCCAUUACCGAAGAGCACAACAGCAAGCUGGUGGAGAUGACGCAGGUCAUCGAGAGGCUAAGCAAUGAAAAGGAAGACCUGCAGAAGGUGAUCUUUGAAAGCAUUGAUCAGUUUGAGGACGCCAAUGUGGACACACUGAAGCAUAACGAUCGGUAUUUGCGAAGGGAACUGCAACAGUCCGUGGCCCAGUGUCUGCUUGUUCAGGAGGAACUGAAGUUGGCCCAUGCCAAGCUCAAGGCAUAUCGCCAGGAUGGCGGCGAGCUGGAGCACAAGCUGGAGGUGGAAAUGAAGCAACAGCAGCAGAACGGCGGCAGCGGCGAUAGCGUGGGCGCCGUGGUGGUGACCAAGCAAAAGUCACAAAAUCCUUUGGGUCUAAUGAAGUUCCACAGCAGUGAUCUCGACAAGAUUCUGCAGCGUUUACUCCACGCUCUAACGCCGCGCACAGCGGUGGGCCUGCUGCCUGGCUUCCCAGCUUACCUGAUUUUUAUGUGCAUAAGAUACACCGAUCUGACCAAUGCCGAUGACGAUGUGCGCGAGCUUCUGAGCAAGUUUGUGAUACAGAUCAAGAAAAUGCAUCGAACUCCGCAUCCCAUUGAGAACCGUGUCAUUUGGCUUGUCAACUCCAUAACACUGCUGAAUCUCCUCAAGCAAUAUGGAGAUGUGGAGGAGUAUGUGAAACUGAAUACCGAGAAACAGAAUCAGCAGCAGCUCAAGAACUUCAAUCUCUUCGAGUAUCGUCGCGUGAUCCUUGACUUGAUUGUGAAUCUGUACCAGGCUCUGAUCAUGCAAAUCCAAGGCCUGCUGGACCCCAAGAUAGUUCCGGCCAUACUCAGUAAUGAUGAGAUACAGCGCGGUCGUCAGGCUCAUGGCAUACGCAGUCGAACGGCGUCGAUUGGAGCAGCUGCAGCUGCUGCUGCCUCAUCGCCAGAGCAUGCUGGAGCGGGUCCCGCCUGGAAGCAACUGAUUGGCCAGCUGGAACAUUUCUAUACGCAAUUCCAGCACUUUGGUUUGGACAACUGCUAUGCAGAGCAGAUAUUCAAUCAACUGCUGUACUUUGUGUGCGCCGUGGCCCUCAACUAUUUGAUGUUGCGCGGUGAUAUAUGCAUGUGGGAGACUGGGAUGAUCAUACGCUAUAAUAUAGGCUGCAUAGAGGAUUGGGUGCGCAGCAAGAAGAUGUCCAACGAAGUUCUGGCUCCUUUGGCUCCACUCAACCAAGUCUCACAGCUGCUGCAGUCCCGUAAAAGCGAGCAGGAUGUCCAGACCAUUUGUGAUCUGUGCACAUCUCUGAGCACUGCCCAGGUGCUCAAGGUGAUGAAGUCCUACAAGCUGGAUGACUACGAGAGCGAAAUAACCAAUGUUUUCCUAAUGAAGCUCACCACGGAACUUAACACCCGACAAAUGCAGCGAAAGAGCCAUGGCGACGAAUUUACCAUUGACCAGAAGUUCAUACAGCCGUUCAAGGUGGUCUUCCGGUACAGUGACAUCAAGCUGGAGGACAUUGAACUUCCGUCGCAUCUGAAUCUGGACGAAUAUCUCACCAAGAUCUAGGAUAUUCGCUCUCUUUUUUUAUGAUUUAAGCCUAACGAUUGUAGAAAAAUUAAUAAUGUAUAAUGUACUUGUACUUGUAAUUGAUGUCUGCUUAAAAUCGAUUACCAAAUCGAUGCGAGGCUUAGUGUAGGUAGAGUUCCUGCUUAUUUUACGUGUCCCUCCAUGUUCCUUGUUGCCAACCAUGUUUAGUUUAUUUGUUGUACGAAUUAAUUGUAGCAAAAAAAAAAUUAGUAGGAAGAGGUUAUAAACCAGAGAAAGCCUUUUUGAAAUGUGAAAUGUUAGGGGUUGGACCCCAUGAAACGGAGCAUUCCUUGCCUUGUGACCUUGUACCUUAGAGCAUAUAUUAAAUGUACUUAACCAGGCCGCUUUAGUGGCCUUUAACUACAGAUGAUAGCCUCAUAAGACUCAUAUUUAAAAAGAGAACACCGAAGAAGCCAAGCAAUCACUUUCACUAUUAUUUAUGUAUUCUCAUUCUCUGUUUUAGUUUAGGCAACUUUUGUUAUUUGUAGAUGAAAAAUUGUUUAGCAAAAUCCAUAGAUAUCUUUAAACACUUAUAUACACAAUAUAUUAACGAAAAAAACAAUGAAUUUGUACAAAUAUAUAUAUGUAUUUGCGAGUUAACAA